Messenger RNA from Lachancea dasiensis, 882 nucleotides. The record is from the annotation of a GenBank genome assembly. NCBI's taxonomy places the organism in Eukaryota, Fungi, Ascomycota, Saccharomycetes, Saccharomycetales, Saccharomycetaceae.
AUGCCUCCCUUAAAGGAUUCAUCCAUAGAGGUCACUUCCAAAGAGGGGCCUGCUGACUUUCAUGUCAUGAUGCAAGAGGGCGUAAAAGCGUUGACAAAUAUUCUAACUGCUCAUUUACAAGACAACCCUGAAGUUGUAGACCAACAAUCAGGAUUGAAAGGUGAUUCAUCGAAGGUAACAAAUGCGUUAAGGUUCCAUGAAGUCGGUAGUGGUGCUGCAACUGGUGUAUUUGGCGCUUCUGAGAGUGGGGGAGAAGAUCAGCGUUUCGGCACACCGGGGCGUGAUGAGGGAACUAGUUGUAACACCUAUGAAGGCAUCAAGCUUCACGAGCACAAAGCGAAGCCAUCAAAGAGCUCGGGUCGGCAUGCCACUAAAACCAGUGGAAGCUUACCUCAGAACCAGCAAUCUGCUGUGGUGAAGACUUCCAAUGCCGAAGCGUUGGCCGAAAACUAUUCCGACGAGGAAGGAGAAAUAGUGUUUGACUGUGGCGAACAAGAUCUGAUGUCGAUGCCUGGCGAUUUUGGCGAAAAUCUGAAGAAAAUGGUAGCGUCCCGAAUUGCUCAACAGAACGCAGACUCGAACCAGCACCAAAACAUAGACAUAAAUUUUGACUUAGACGUUGAUGUUGACGUGAACAUCCAAUCUCCGCCAACUUCGGCACAACAUGGAGACCUCAGGGCUCGUGAAACCUGUCGUAAUCACCGCAAUCGAGAAGAAUUUGAAUAUCCACGCCUCCCUAAGUCACCGCCAGAUUUUACGCAGCUUAUCACCAGCGACAAACCACUAUGCAUGUUCUGCGAGUAUUAUUCGGUCUUCGGAGAGCCCCCAAAAAACAUGAUUCGAUGGUUCCAGAGAGAACGCGCACAAGCCUCCAGCCUCUAA